AUGCCGCACUCAGUGUCGCCUUCUGGCUCGCCCAGCCGCAAAGAUGAUGAAGAGCUCCCAGAUGCUCCCGUGGACAGUGCGGCCGCGAAUGGUGGGGUUAAAUUGGAGGAUAUGUUCAAUGAGGAUGACGACGAGGAGUUCCCAGCGUCCAACGCGCAAGAUGUGAAGAUGGAGUCUUCUCCUGUGCCAGCACCAGCAAAGUACGCUGAUAAUGGCAUUCCAAAAUACAUGGAGGCUCAUAGAACUGAUCAGAAGCUAUACGACAGUGCCCCUGCCCCUGGUCCUUCCGGCGUCGACACCGACGUAAUGCUCGCUUUCUAUCAGCGUCUUUUCCCAUUCCGAUACCUAUUCCAAUGGCUGAACCAUGGCAUUGUUCCUACGAGAGAUUUUGGUAAUCGCGAGUUUGCCCUGACUCUGCAAAAUGAUGCCUAUCUUCGAUACCAGUCUUACCCGACGGCAGAUUUGUUCCGAAAAGACAUUCUGAAAAUGAAUCCCUCUCGGUUCGAGAUCGGCCCCGUGUACAGUACCAAUCCCCGCGAUCGCAAAACACUACGAGGAGGCCAGAUGAAACCAGUCUCCAAAGAAUUGGUCUUCGAUAUAGACAUGACGGAUUACGAUGAUAUUCGAACGUGCUGUCAGAAGGCCAGUAUCUGUGCCAAGUGCUGGGCAUUUGUGACAAUGGCUAUCAAGGUCAUCGACUCCGCCUUGCGAGAAGACUUUGGCUUUGAGCAUAUCCUUUGGGUAUAUUCCGGUCGCCGUGGUGCUCACGCCUGGGUUUGUGAUGCACGUGCACGCAAUUUGCCAGAUGAUCGACGAAGGGCGAUCGCUGGAUAUCUGGAGAUUCUCCGUGGAGGCUCGCAAAGCGGCAAGCGGGUGAAUCUCAAGCGGCCUCUCCAUCCUCACGUGACCCGCAGUCUCGAUAUUCUCAAGAACUACUUCGCUCAAACUACUUUGGUGGACCAAGACACAUUCGCUAGCUUCGAGCAAGCAGAGAAACUCUUGGGGUUGCUCCCGGAUAAGUCAUUGAACGAGUCCCUCAAGAGGAAGUGGGACUCGUCUCCAGAUCGUCCCAGCACUAGCAAAUGGGCCGACAUCGAUGCUCUUGCGAAGACCGGGAAAAGCAGUACAUUGAACACCUCCACUCUACGAGAUGCGAAGCAAGACAUCGUUCUUGAAUAUACUUACCCGCGCCUUGAUGCGGAAGUCAGCAAGAAGAUGAUUCACUUGUUGAAGAGCCCCUUCGUGAUUCACCCUGGCACAGGCCGAAUCUGUGUGCCUAUCGAUCCCCGCAAGGCGGACGAGUUCGACCCCUUUCUGUCCCUACGUGCGAUGAACGGCUCCGACAUCAAAGGUGCUCGCAAGCUUCAAGACUAUGAGAAAACUAGCCUCAAGCCAUACAUUGACUUCUUCCGUUCCUUCAUCGCGAAUCUUCUCAAGGAAGAACGUGCAGACAAGCGAGAGCGCGAAGAAACCGCACCUCCAAUCAAGGCUGACCCUAUGGAAUUUUAA
Penicillium canariense is the source of this 1509-nucleotide messenger RNA. RefSeq names its product DNA primase subunit PRI1. The coding region runs from base 1 to 1509 and encodes 502 amino acids. Lineage: Eukaryota; Fungi; Ascomycota; Eurotiomycetes; Eurotiales; Aspergillaceae. Gene Ontology annotation, biological process: DNA replication, synthesis of primer. Gene Ontology annotation, cellular component: alpha DNA polymerase:primase complex. The transcript is spliced from 3 exons. The record is from RefSeq and is a predicted model, not a curated record.